GAAAAUACAACACAUUUAAAAGGAGUUAAAUAUUUUUACGGCUCUGUACUGAAUCACAUGGAUCUGAAACGUUUGCAGGCCCACAGAGCCUCGACAUGUGUGGUAUUGGCCGACAAACUGAGCAGUGAUGCCGAUUCUGGCGAUGCAAACACUGUUAUGCGUUACUGUAUAUACAUUGAGGACACUAUUAAAAAGAGAUAUAUCCAUGAGUCAGGUUUUGACACCAUUGAUAAGACCGAAGAGAUCAAUUUACUGAAUAUAACGUCAAUUCCUAUUAAGAAAAGUCAUGACUCCGGAGAUAAUUUACAAACUUCUUCGCCUAAGAAAAUGAAAACAGAGACAAAACUCAAGAGAUAUAAAAGGGAUAACAAAAAAAAGGGAAAGGAGUCGAGGAGUAGGAGCACUAGUAGUAGCAGUACUUCGAGUGAUAGCUCGCGACAAACGGAUGGCAAACACGAAGAGAUUAGACGGGAAUGUGAUUACGAUUCGUGCGCUUUGUUUCAUUACUGUCCCAACAAAUCAAUCGAUGACUGCAUACUUCAAAAGGACAGUCAGCUUUUGAGGCAACUUUCCGAUCAUGUGAUUGUCGGCCUAUUUGUCGGCAGGAAUUCCUCUGCCGUCGAACUCAAGAAUUUGGUGCUAACCCUACGAACCUCUAACAUUGAUGUCAAACACUUGAGACCAGUGCUAAUCGUGGCUGACAUCGAGGCCAUUGCCCGGCAAUGGAUUGCAUUACAGAAUAUUCCGGAGAUAUAUCUCUUCAAUGGAUCCCUUUUAUCACGCGAUGACUUGUAUGCCAUAAAUCUAAUGGUCUGUAAUAUAUGUGUUAUAUUGACACCGAAUGGAUCUGAAGAUAUUGACCCCAAAUUGGCCGACAAAAUGGCAAUACUGGCCACUCUUAACGUCAAAAACAUUACAAUUGAUGAAUCAAUGUUAGCACAAAUACCUGUGACGUCAACCCAUUCAACGACAAGUGCUGAGACAAUGCCUCCUUUAGAGCUACAAAGAAAAGGUUCUUCUUAUGGUGUCAAUGUGUCAGUCAUUACUGAACUCCGGGGCGAAGACUAUCUGCAAAACCUACGCAACGAGUGUCUUAAGUGGAAACCACUUACUGCUCGUACAUUAAGACAUAGAGAUCGCAGUCGAUUCACUCACAUCUCAUUAAGAGGUCCACUAUAUGAGUACAGGGACUCCAAGUAUGGGGAACUGGUGCUACAUCUUUGCAAUUCAUAUGCCUCUUCGGGAGCCAUGAGAUGUACUGACCCGACCAGAACUGAUGUCAAUUGGGUUGUGCCGUCUGUGAGCCCGCUUCUCAUCGAACACAAGAAUAUUCUGGAGUUUGAGGUCUCGAUGAGAGUAGCCAUUGGAGUGCAUGUGUUGGACUCCAUCGCAUACUUGCGAAAAGAUCUCAAAGAUCUCACUCUCGUUCAGGUCUUUGUCUUUGUACUCAUGGACCAGAUAUUGAGCCAAAUCUCCAGAAGCAGCCAUUUCUAG
Oppiella nova is the source of this 1494-nucleotide messenger RNA. The record is from the annotation of a GenBank genome assembly. NCBI's taxonomy places the organism in Eukaryota, Metazoa, Arthropoda, Arachnida, Sarcoptiformes, Oppiidae.